Molecule: messenger RNA, 841 nt
Organism: Leptopilina heterotoma
Lineage: Eukaryota; Metazoa; Arthropoda; Insecta; Hymenoptera; Figitidae
Product: glycine-rich cell wall structural protein-like
Exons: 3
Coding region: 114-608 (164 amino acids)
Source: RefSeq, a predicted model, not a curated record
UUGCAUCAACAGUAUCAUUUCUCGUUUGGAAGCUGUGUUUUUCACGAGACUUUUUUAUUCGAAUAAUUUUAUUUGUUUAUUAUUUGUGAGAGUUAAUUAAUUAUUCGAAAAAUAUGAUUAAAUAUUUGGUGGUGCUUGUUGUUGCCAUAGCGGCUACGUUCGCUUUUCCUGCUCAAUAUGAAGGCAAUGCAGGCAUAUUGACGAGAAUAGGAAGAGCAGCUGAUCCGCAUCACCAUCAUCAUCAUGGUGGUGGUGGUGGUGGUGGAUACGGAUUUGGAUACGGAGGCGGACAUGGUCAUGGAUUACAUGGUCAUGGUCAUGGUGGAUAUGGAGGAGGUGGUUACGGAGGACAUGGUGGACAUGGAGGUGGUGGUCAUGGUGGAUAUGGUGGAGGUCACCAAGGAGGAUAUGGUGGAGGUCAUCAAGGUGGAUAUGGUGGAGGUCACCAAGGAGGUCAUGGUGGACAAGGAGGUUAUGGACAAGGUGGUUAUGGUGGAAAUUCUCAUGCCCAGAGCUCAGCCAAUGCUGGAUCCAAUAGCAAUCCGUAUGGUUCAGGAUCUUAUGCGAAUGCAAAUGCCAAUGCUGGAUCAUCCGGUUAUGGACGAUGAGAGCUGCUGUUACAAUGUGUUCAGAAAUUUUGUGCUUUUAAAAAAAAAAAAAUAAACCAUUCAACAAUUUCAUAAUUUUAUCAAAAAUCAAAACAUUUUGUAAUAAGAACUAUAAAUGUAAUAUAAGUGUGUAUGUAUCUAUGAGAGAAAGAGGGAGAGAGAAUGAAAACGCAUUUUUAAGUAGAAUAUAAGUGUAAAGAAUGAUUUAUAAAUAAAUUGUCAUAAAACGCAAA